Messenger RNA from Penicillium cataractarum, 1266 nucleotides. Its product is annotated as protein-degrading AAA family ATPase MSP1. The record is from RefSeq and is a predicted model, not a curated record. The coding region runs from base 1 to 1266 and encodes 421 amino acids. Gene Ontology annotation, cellular component: mitochondrial outer membrane. Gene Ontology annotation, molecular function: ATP hydrolysis activity; ATP binding. The transcript has 2 exons. NCBI's taxonomy places the organism in Eukaryota, Fungi, Ascomycota, Eurotiomycetes, Eurotiales, Aspergillaceae.
AUGGCAUCAUCAGGCGGCCGCCGAUGGCAGAGCUUCCUGCAAGAGCUGGUGAUGGUUGCUGGCACGUCGGCGUCCGCAUACUUCCUCAUUCGCUAUCUCCUAUCGCGCCUCGAUUUCGACCCGGAGAGCCAGAAGAAGGAGGAACAACGACAAAAGUCGGCGGCUAUUCUACGCCGACUUGAUGGCGGAGACGAUUCAGAUGAUGGAACAAGCCGAGGCGGUAGCACAAAGAAGGGUCGCCGCCAAAGAAAAGGCGAGCUGACGCUCAAUCAAUACGAACAAGCCGUCGCGAUGGAUGUGGUUGCGCCCGAAGAUAUCAAUGUUUCGUUUGAAGAUAUUGGAGGUCUCGACCAUAUUAUCGAAGAGUUGAAGGAAUCCGUGAUCUAUCCGUUGACCAUGCCCCAUCUUUACUCGUCGACAUCGUCCCUCCUGACCGCACCAUCUGGUGUGCUGCUGUAUGGCCCGCCUGGUUGCGGAAAGACCAUGCUCGCAAAGGCAUUGGCGUCCGAGAGUGGCGCUUGUUUCAUCAACCUGCACAUCUCGACAUUGACGGAGAAGUGGUACGGCGAUUCGAACAAAUUGGUCAAUGCGGUCUUUUCUCUCGCCCGCAAGCUUCAACCCGCGAUUGUGUUCAUCGAUGAGAUUGAUGCAGUCUUGGGAACCCGGAGGAGCGGCGAACAUGAGGCGAGCGGCAUGGUGAAGGCAGAAUUCAUGACCCACUGGGAUGGUCUCACCUCAGCCAAUUCGACGGGUGAACCCCAGCGCAUCGUUGUCCUCGGAGCCACCAACCGAAUGCAGGAUAUCGACGAGGCCAUUCUUCGGCGUAUGCCCAAGAAAUUCCCCGUCACGCUCCCUCCUGCACAGCAACGACUCCGAAUCCUUAGCCUGAUCCUCAAGGAUACCAAGGUUGACCGGGACAACUUUGACCUCCACUAUUUGGUCAAAUCCAUGGCUGGCAUGUCCGGUAGCGAUAUCAAGGAGGCCUGCCGAGAUGCCGCCAUGGCCCCCGUACGAGAGUUGAUCCGACAGAAGAAGGCUGAUGGUCUGCAAAUAACAGCUGUCGACCCUCAAGAAGUUCGCGGCCUUCGCACAGAAGACUUCUUUUCCCGUGCUGGUGGCGUUCGGGUAAUCCCACAGCCUGCUCAAAUGCCCACCACUCCAACUGGCAAGGUCAUUGAGAAAGAAGAUGGAGAUUGGACCACCGAGGAUGAGGCCGCCUCGGAGACUGACGGCCGCCCCUCUGAGAUGGCUGAGCCCCCAGAGUAA